AUGCCUCGUUCGAAGUUGCUGGCCGUCGCCACGAUUCUAUUCACGUCGCCUGCCACAGCGUGCACCCUUCUUGGAGCUGGGUCGAAAGCUACCCUUGAUGGCUCUGCCAUCGUUGGUACCACCAUGGACAGCGUGGCGGCACCGGUCGACCUUCGCCUCGUCCGUGUGCCUGCAAUGAAGCACGCACCGGGUGCCAAGCGUCCGGUGUACAACGACGAGUUGCACCACGGUUAUCCUCGAUUCGUAUCGGCAGAACGGGGUCCGGGUUACAUGCCGGUGGACGGGUCCAACCAAACGGUCACGACACCGAUGGGGUACAUCCCUCAAGUGAAUUCCACGUAUGCGUACUGGGACGGCGACUUCGGGAUGCAAAACGAGGUCCAGCUCAGCAUUGCCGAAACGACAUGCGCUGCCAGAACGGUUGGAUACCCCUUGGACAUGCCGAACGGUCGCAACUUGCUGAACAUUGGCGAAUUGAGUCGCAUUGCGCUUGAGCGUUGCGACACUGCCGUGUGUGCCAUCAAGACCAUGGGGUCGUUGGCCGAAGAGUACGGGUUCUACGGCGAGUACUCGAUGGACCAGCUCAAACCAGGCUAUGCAGGGAGUUCCGAAGCUUUGAUGAUUGCCGACAAGUACCAGAACGUGUGGAUCUUCCACAUCCUGACGGGCCCACACAACUCGGGUGCAAUCUGGGCAGCGCAGCGCCUCGGCGACGACCAGUUUACGAUUGUCCCCAACACAUUUGUCAUUCGCACGCUCAACUUGACCGACUCGGACAACUACUUGGCGUCCAACAACGUGACGGCGCACGCAUACGCCCAAGGGUGGGCGUCUCCAUCCAAGCCAUUCGAUUUCACCGCCGCCUAUGCGUACGACAGAGGAACUCCAAACAAGCCGCUCUACAGCGGCCGCCGCAUGUGGCGUGCGUACGAGACAGUCGCACCGUCGCUUCGGUUGGAUCCGGAAGUUGGCUUUCACCCCCAGGUGCCGACGUAUCCGAUGUCGGUCAAGCCCGACGCCCCGAUCUCGCACUUGACCAUCAUGCAUAUCUUCGGCGACCAUUACGAGAACACCACUUAUGACUUGACCAAAGGCAUCGCAGCCGGGCCUUUCCAUGACCCCGAACGCUACGGCUACGCCCGCAACCUCACGGGCAACUGGGAACGCGCCAUCUCGAUCGCUCGUGCCACACACAGCACCGUGCUCCAAACCCGACCAAACUUGCCCGAUGCGAUCGGCGGCGUUGCAUGUGUUUAA
Molecule: messenger RNA, 1257 nt
Organism: Aphanomyces invadans
Lineage: Eukaryota; Oomycota; Saprolegniomycetes; Saprolegniales; Verrucalvaceae
Exons: 2
Coding region: 1-1257 (418 amino acids)
Biological process (GO): proteolysis
Molecular function (GO): dipeptidase activity; cysteine-type exopeptidase activity
Source: RefSeq, a predicted model, not a curated record